CAGCCGGUAGAGAGUCAGACACGCGGCUGGUGUUUUGGUUCGCGCCUGUAGUAGCUGGUGUGCUGUUCUGUAUGGGGAGCUGUGGUUCCGUGUUUCCGCACGGAGCGGUGUAGGGCGGGCGCUGCAGAAGCAGCACGCUAGAUGUGUGUGUGUAGAAGGAGCACAGCGGAGCAGAUUAACCAGUUUAUAUCAGAUUAUUAUUAUAUUUACACUCAUAUUGAGUCUCUCAGGGCAUUUUCAGCGUUAACUCCAGCAGCAGCCUCGCUACAAUGAAGAUAAAGCGGCAGAAACAGGCGAAGAAAACUCUGAGUUUUUAUAAAUAUAACUUCAAUUUUCGGGAGCCUUUUCAGAUUUUAGUGGAUGGAACUUUCUGUCAGGCAGCUCUGAAGAAUAAGAUACAGAUCAGAGAGCAGAUACCAAAGUACUUCAUGGGAGAAGUUCAGCUCUGCACGACAAGCUGUGCACUGAAGGAACUUGAUAGCCUUUCAGAAGAUCUUUACGGCGCCAAACUCAUCUUGCAGAGAUAUCAAAUACGGAAAUGUAAACACAGCAAGGAGCCUGUCCCUGCGUCCCAGUGUCUGCUGUCAAUGAUCGAGAAGACAAAUCCCCAUCACUUCUUUAUUGCCACACAGGACAGAGAGCUGACGAAAGGCGUGAUGGAGACUCCUGGAGUGCCUCUGAUCUACAUUAUCCAAAACACCAUGGUGUUGGAGAAGCCCUCGGCGUGUUCAGUGAAGCAUGUGGAGGCGGCACAGCUGGGUGAGCUGGUGAGCCCGACCGAGCAGCAGAGCAUCCUGAACCUGAAAGCUGAGCAGGGCCUCAGCAAAGAUGGGGAGGAGCAGCAAGGCAAAAAACGCAAGAGGAAAUCUGGCAACCCCAACCCUCUGAGCUGCCUGAAAAAGAAAAAGAAGCCAAUGCCACAGCAGCCCAAAAGGACAGAAGGGGGGAAAAGGAAAAGGAGCAGGCACAGGAAACCAAAACCUGCUGGUCUGACUCUCAGCACUAACCCAAAUUCCUCUAGUGCUCAGACAUAACCUGUGUUCUCUAUAUCUGUACAAAUGCUGCGGUGUGAUAGACUGAAUUUAAAAGAAUCCAUAUCCAAUCCCUGUUCUGUGAGCAUCAUAUUUUCUAUUAAUAUGUGAUAUCAAAUAAACAGCUGUCUGUUGUA
Messenger RNA from Astyanax mexicanus (Mexican tetra), 1168 nucleotides. It is a transcript of the gene utp23, whose product is annotated as UTP23 small subunit processome component. Gene Ontology annotation, molecular function: small ribosomal subunit rRNA binding. The transcript has 3 exons. Lineage: Eukaryota; Metazoa; Chordata; Actinopteri; Characiformes; Acestrorhamphidae. Bases 270 to 1034 code for a protein of 254 amino acids. Gene Ontology annotation, cellular component: nucleolus; small-subunit processome. The record is from RefSeq and is a predicted model, not a curated record.